AGGGUGCUGGAUGGUGGGGGAGUACCACUGAUGAGAGAGAGAGAGAGAGAGAGAGAGAGAGAGAGAGAGAGAGAGAGCGGGCGGAAGAAGGGACUAAUUCAACACACAUCGGAGGAUUAUUACAUCUACCGACUGGAUACUGAUAAACACCAGGGCAAAGGGUCUCUUCGUCUGCGGUGUGUGGUGACCUAGUGUGUUCUGCUUCUGGUUUCCAGCAGCAAUGUCACAGAGGAGUGGGCAGGAGGAUCCGGAGCGGUACCUCUUUGUGGACCGCGCAGUGGUCUACAAUCCGGCCGCACAGGCCGACUGGACUGCCAAGAGGCUAGUAUGGAUCCCAUCAGAACGCCACGGCUUCGAGGCUGCCAGUGUUCGUGAGGAGCGUGGAGAUGAGGUGGUGGUGGAGCUGGCGGAGAAUGGGAAGAAGGCGGUGGUCAACAAGGAUGACAUCCAGAAGAUGAACCCGCCAAAGUUCAGCAAAGUCGAGGACAUGGCUGAACUCACCUGCCUGAACGAAGCCUCCGUGCUUCACAACCUCAAAGACCGCUACUACUCCGGCCUCAUCUAUACAUACUCUGGUCUCUUCUGUGUGGUCAUAAAUCCCUACAAAAACCUUCCCAUCUACUCAGACAACAUCAUUGAGAUGUACAGGGGCAAAAAGAGGCACGAAAUGCCCCCUCAUAUCUACGCCAUCUCAGAGUCUGCAUACAGAUGCAUGCUACAAGAUCGAGAGGACCAAUCCAUUCUUUGCACAGGUGAGUCAGGAGCUGGAAAGACUGAAAACACAAAAAAGGUCAUUCAGUACCUGGCACAUGUUGCCUCCUCCCACAAAGGAAGAAAAGACCACAACAUUCCUCCAGAAUCACCUAAACCAGUGAAACUACAGGCACAAAAUGCAGUUAGUGGACCCCUGUUUUAUGGUGAAUUGGAACGUCAGCUUUUACAAGCCAACCCCAUCCUUGAGUCCUUUGGGAAUGCUAAGACAGUGAAAAAUGACAACUCAUCACGUUUUGGGAAAUUCAUCCGGAUCAACUUUGAUGUCACCGGAUACAUUGUUGGAGCCAAUAUUGAAACCUACUUGCUGGAGAAAUCCAGAGCUAUUCGUCAGGCCAAAGAUGAGCGCACCUUCCACGUUUUCUACCAGCUGCUGGCUGGAGCUGGAGAGCACCUCAAAUCGGACCUGCUCUUGGAAGGGUUCAACAACUACCGUUUCCUGUCCAACGGUAACAUCCCGAUCCCUGGCCAGCAGGACAAAGACAACUUCCAGGAGACCAUGGAGGCCAUGCACAUCAUGAGCUUUGCCCAUGAGGAGAUUCUGGCCAUGUUGAAGGUGGUGUCCUCGGUGCUUCAGUUUGGGAACAUCAUCUUUAAGAAGGAGAGGAACACUGACCAAGCCUCUAUGCCUGAUAAUACUGCCGCUCAGAAGUUAUGUCAUCUGCUGGGUAUGAAUGUAAUGGAGUUCACCAGAGCCAUCCUGUCCCCAAGGAUCAAAGUGGGAAGAGACUACGUCCAGAAAGCACAGACUAAAGAGCAGGCUGACUUUGCUGUCGAGGCCCUGGGUAAAGCGACAUAUGAGCGUCUGUUCCGCUGGCUAGUUCAUCGCAUUAACAAAGCUCUGGACAGAACCAAACGGCAGGGUGCCUCCUUCAUCGGCAUCCUGGAUAUUGCGGGUUUUGAGAUAUUCCAGCUGAACUCGUUUGAGCAGCUAUGUAUCAACUACACCAACGAGAAGCUGCAGCAGCUCUUCAACCACACCAUGUUCAUCCUGGAGCAGGAGGAGUACCAGAGGGAGGGCAUCGAGUGGAGUUUCAUCGACUUCGGCCUUGACCUGCAGCCCUGCAUCGACCUCAUUGAGAGGCCGGCAAACCCUCCAGGAGUGCUGGCUCUGUUGGAUGAAGAGUGCUGGUUCCCCAAAGCCACAGACAAGACCUUUGUAGACAAGCUGACCCAGGAGCAGGGCACACACACCAAGUUCCAGAAGCCCCGCCAGCUCAAAGACAAAGCCGACUUCUGCAUCAUCCACUACGCCGGCAAGGUGGACUAUAAGGCAGACGAGUGGCUAAUGAAGAACAUGGACCCCCUGAAUGACAAUGUGGCAACGCUUCUGCAUCAGUCAACUGACAAAUUUGUGGCUGAACUUUGGAAAGAUGUUGACCGCAUCGUGGGCCUGGACCAGGUGGCAGGGAUGAAUGAGACAGCCUUUGGCGCCACCUACAAAACAAAAAAGGGCAUGUUUCGUACAGUGGGGCAGCUUUACAAGGAGUCGCUCACCAAGCUCAUGGCCACACUGAGGAACACCAACCCCAACUUUGUCCGCUGCAUCAUCCCCAACCAUGAAAAAAGAGCUGGUAAACUGGAGCCUCACUUGGUUCUGGACCAGCUGAGGUGUAAUGGAGUCCUAGAGGGGAUUCGCAUCUGCAGACAGGGCUUCCCCAACCGCAUCGUCUUCCAGGAGUUUAGACAGAGAUAUGAGAUCCUGACACCCAACGCUAUCCCCAAAGGAUUUAUGGAUGGGAAACAAGCCUGUGAGAGAAUGAUCCGAGCCCUGGAGCUGGACCCAAACCUGUUCCGUAUUGGCCAGAGUAAGAUCUUCUUCAGAACUGGUGUUCUGGCUCACCUGGAGGAGGAGAGAGAUCUGAAGAUUACUGACAUCAUCAUCUACUUCCAGUCUGUGUGCCGUGGAUACUUGGCUCGCAAGGCCUUUGCUAAGAAGCAGCAGCAGCUGAGUGCCCUAAAGGUCCUCCAGAGGAACUGUGCUGCUUACUUGAAGCUGCGACACUGGCAGUGGUGGAGGCUCUUCACCAAGGUGAAGCCUCUGCUGCAGGUCACCAGGCAGGAGGAGGAGAUGCAGGCCAAAGACGAGGAGCUGGUAAAGGUGAAGGAGAGACAGCUCAAGGUGGAGAAUGAGCUAGUAGAUAUGGAGAGGAAACACCAACAGCUCUUAGAGGAGAAGAAUAUUCUAGCAGAGCAGCUCCACGCAGAGACAGAGCUGUUUGCUGAGGCCGAAGAGAUGAGAGUUCGUCUGCUUUCUAGGAAGCAAGAGUUGGAGGAGAUCCUUCACGACCUGGAGUCCAGGGUGGAGGAAGAGGAGGAGAGGAACCAGAGUCUGCAGAAUGAGAAGAAAAAGAUGCAGUCACACAUCCAGGACCUGGAGGAGCAGCUCGAUGAGGAGGAAGCUGCGAGACAGAAGCUGCAACUGGACAAAGUAACAGCUGAGGCAAAGAUAAAGAAAAUGGAGGAGGACAUUCUCCUGCUGGAGGACCAAAACUCCAAGUUCCUCAAGGAGAAAAAGCUGCUGGAGGACAGGAUCGGCGAGAUGACUUCCCAGCUGACAGAGGAGGAGGAGAAAGCAAAGAACCUCGGCAAGGUCAAGAACAAGCAGGAGAUGAUGAUGGUUGACCUGGAGGAGCGUUUAAAGAAAGAGGAGAAAACACGGCAGGAGCUGGAGAAAGCCAAACGUAAACUGGACGCUGAGACAACGGACCUGCAGGACCAGAUUGUUGAGCUUCAGGCUCAGAUAGAGGAGCUGAAGAUCCAACUGGCCAAAAAGGAGGAGGAGCUGCAGGCUGCUCUGGCCAGAAGUGACGAUGAGACCGUCCAGAAGAACAAUGCCUUGAAGCAGGUUCGGGAGCUUCAGGCCCACCUCGCAGAGCUUCAGGAGGAUCUGGAGUCAGAGAAGAUGUGUCGAACUAAAGCUGAAAAACUCAAGAGGGACCUGAGUGAGGAGCUUGAGGCUCUGAAGACGGAACUAGAGGACACGCUGGAUACCACCGCUGCCCAGCAAGAGCUCAGGUCCAAGCGAGAGCAAGAAGUGGCAGAGCUAAAGAAGGCCAUAGAUGAAGAGACCAAAAACCACGAGGCUCAGGUCCAGGAAAUGAGACAGAGGCAUGCCACAGCGCUGGAAGAAGUGUCCGAACAGCUGGAACAAGCCAAGAGGUUCAAAACCAACCUGGAGAAGAACAAGCAGAGUCUGGAGAGUGAUAACAAAGAGAUGGCCUGUGAGGUGAAGAGUCUGCAGCAGGCAAAGACUGAGUCAGAGUACAAGAGGAAGAAACUGGAGGCCCAGCUGCAGGAGUUUAUGGCCAGAGCCACCGAGGUGGAGAGAACCAAGGGAGAGCUGGCUGAACGCUCCCACAAACUGCAGACGGAGUUCGACAAUCUGUCGUCCUUGCUGGAGGAGUCAGAGAAGAAGGGCGUCAAACUGGCCAAGGAAGUGGACAAACUGAACAGCAAAUUGCAAGAUUCAGAGGAGUUGCGUCAGGAGGAGACGCGUCAGAAGUUGAACCUGAGCGGCCAAAUCCGCCAGCUGGAGGUGGAAAAGAACACGUUGCUGGAGCAGCAGGAGGAAGAGGAGGAAGCCCGACGCAACUUGGAGAAACAGUUGCAGACGGCGCAUUCUCAGCUGUUUGAGACAAAGAAGAAGCUAGAGGAGGAUGUGGGGGCGAUGGAGGGCCUGGAGGAGGUGAAGAGAAAACUCCAGAAGGAUGUGGAGCUGACCAGCCAGCGUCUGGAGGAGAAGACUAUGGCCAUGGACAAAAUGGAGAAGACCAAGAACCGACUGCAGCAGGAGCUGGACGACCUGAUGGUGGACCUGGACCACCAGAGACAGAUUGUCUCAAACCUCGAAAAGAAACAGAAGAAGUUUGAUCAGCUGCUGGCUGAGGAGAAAACCAUCUCGGCCCGUUAUGCUGAGGAGCGUGACCGUGCGGAGGCUGAAGCCAGAGAGAAGGACACCAAGGCUUUGUCCAUGGCCAGAGCUCUGGAGGAGGCUUUGGAGGCCAAAGAGGAGCUGGAGCGGUUUAAUAAGCAGCUCCGCGCUGAAAUGGAGGACCUGAUGAGCUCCAAGGAUGAUGUGGGGAAGAAUGUCCAUGAACUGGAGAAGUCCAAGCGAACGCUGGAGCAACAGGUGGAGGAGAUGAGAGUUCAGCUGGAGGAACUGGAGGAUGAGCUGCAGGCCACGGAGGACGCCAAACUGCGUCUGGAGGUCAACAUGCAGGCCAUGAAGGCCCAAUUUGAUCGAGACCUGCAAUCCAGAGACGAGCAGGGAGAGGAGAAGAAGAGAGCGCUUGUCAAACAGGUGCGCGAGAUGGAGGCAGAGCUGGAGGACGAGAGGAAGCAGAGGACUCUGGCUGUUGCUGCCAAGAAGAAGUUGGAGAUGGACCUGAACGAGCUGGAGGGACAGAUCGAAGCAGCUAACAAAGGCAGAGACGAGGCUAUUAAACAACUCCGGAAACUACAGGCUCAGAUGAAGGACUAUCAGAGGGAGCUGGAGGAGGCCAGAGCCUCCAGGGAUGAGAUCUUCACCCAGUCCAAGGAGAACGAGAAGAAACUGAAGAGCCUAGAAGCUGAAAUCCUACAGCUACAGGAGGACCAUGCAGCAUCAGAGCGGGCCCGUCGGCAUGCCGAACAGGAGAGGGACGAGCUGGCUGAUGAGAUCUCCAACAGUGCUUCUGGAAAGUCGUCACUGCUGGAAGAGAAGAGGAGGCUGGAGGCUCGUAUCGCCCAGCUGGAGGAGGAGCUGGAGGAGGAGCAGGGCAACAUGGAGCUGCUUAACGACCGCUUCAGAAAGACCACCAUGCAGGUCGACAGCCUGAACGCCGAGUUGGCCGGAGAGCGCAACACUGCACAGAAGAGCGAGAACGCUCGGCAACAGAUGGAGCGGCAGAACAAGGAUUUGAAAGCCAAGCUGGCAGAGCUGGAGGGGACUGUGAAGUCAAAGUUUAAGGCGUCCAUCACCGCGCUGGAGGCCAAGAUCCUGCAGCUGGAGGAGCAGCUGGAGCAGGAAGCAAAGGAGAGAGCAGCAGCCAACAAAAUCGUCCGUCGUACGGAGAAGAAACUGAAGGAGGUGAUGAUGCAGGUGGAGGAUGAGCGUCGCCAUGCUGACCAGUACAAGGAGCAGAUGGAGAAAGCCAACUCUCGUAUGAAGCAGCUGAAGCGUCAGCUGGAGGAGGCGGAGGAGGAGGCCACCAGGGCCAACGCCUCCCGCAGGAAGCUGCAGAGGGAGCUGGACGACGCCACCGAGGCCAGCGAGGGUCUCACCAGAGAGGUCAACUCCCUCAAGAACCGCCUCAGGCGCGGCGGUCCAGUCAGCAGCUUCUCCUCCAGCCGUUCGGGCCGCCGCAACCUCAACCUGGAUGGCGCCUCCGUCGAUAUGUCAGACGACGACGCCGACAGCCGCGCCGGCGACUUCAACGAGACGCAGGCCUCCAACACCGAGUAAACAUAGCAACACUCUCAUUCCUUCGCUUUGCCCCUCUCCUUCAUCUCACCCCCCCCCAAAAAAAGAUCCUCUGCGUCACCAUCGUCUUUAUUCAUUUCAAACCACUGACUGGACAGAAGGUUGGAGCGAUGAGCUGUUUUUGGGCGGGGUGCCCCUGGCAGCACGCCUCUGCCCUUUUUAUAUCAGUUAACACUGCAGGGAAAAUCCACCGCCCUCCCUUAAAGUGAAGCCUCCAGUCCUGGAGAGUCACAGGGGCAAAUGGACAAAUCUGCCUUACUCUGCUCUCCUCUGGCAAGCUGCUAGUCCCGGCUCGUCUCUCGGCUACGUAUCAUCUCAGCGUCAUAACGUAACACCGUGCCCCUUCCCAUAGGCUGCUCGGCUCAUUGAGAAAGUAUGCAUAGGUGCAAAGUGCUUUUUAUACAUAUGAAACUCUGCGUGUGUGACGUAGGUGGAGGCUGUGAGGUGUACACACACACACACACACACACACACAUCAGUUAUGUAACGUAUGUGAUGCACUCUAUACUGGAAAUGCAGGACUACAAGGAAACGUAUUUCACUCUGCUGUUGUUAUUAGUGAUCUGCUCACUAGUUGUGUAAAAGCCAUCUCAUACUCGACACACUCCCUACUCCCAGUGCUUACUGUCUUUUUCAAGAUGGAAAAACCCAAAAGCCAAGGUCACUGUGGCCUUUGGACGGCCGCGCCGGCUGCUUUUGUUGCAUGAGUCUCCCUCUGAUGUACAGACUGUUUUGUUCUACACUACAGCACUACAGGAACGACUAACAUCUCGGGACAUGCAAUAGAAAAAACUCUGAAUUGAAAGUGUAUUACUGUGAAAAAAAAAAAAAGGUAUUUUAUUUUCUCUGUUGCUUCAUCUCAACAUUUAGUGAAGGAAUGUUUUAACUGGGUUUUAACUGGGAAUCUCACAGCUUACAAACCGUAUUGUAUUGUUGACCAUUGGGACACGAUAGGCGUACUGGUCCUCGACCGUGGAUUAGGGUGAGCUGCGAAUGAUUCUAGAUAAUGCGCAGAACUGCACGAAGAUGUUUGAAUUUUUAACUGGAAGCACUACUGGAAGUGGCGCUCGGUCCACGGUUUCAAUGUGACACUAAAUGGUUACAGUUUUAGAUAAAACAUGUAGAUUGAUUAGAAAUGGUGACAGAUUGAAAAUAGUCCUCUUCUCACUACAUUUCAGUGUUUGUGCCAAGCCCCAGUUUGUAUUAUCGUCACAUUUGAUUCAGAGAUAAAGCAUCGUGUUUUUUUAAAUGAAAAAUGAGACUAAUUGCUGUUCUGAAAGCAUUUCUAAACUCCUCAAAGACUCUUAACUAUCUGGAUGAGCUCUUCAGUGUGUUGCAUGAUUAAAAAAAAAUAAAUCACUGCAACUCUUAAUGGUAGGUGACAUGAAAAAGGUUACGUAUUGUACUGUUUUGUUAUAUUAACAUGUUUUUAUCUCAGCGUCCAUAAGCACUGUAUAAAAAAAAUAAAAAAAAAAAGAGUUAAACCUCUGCAGCCGCUCUCAAAUCACACCCAAAUCUCUGAUCCAAGUGGUCGAGCUGCACUGUGUGUAAGUGCAGGCGGCAGGUUUCAACGAGGAAGAAUAAUGUGUGGAAUAAAAAAAAAUAGGGGAUCUUCUGCAUUGAUUUGAUUCUUUUGUUUUUUUAAAGUCUUUUAAAAAGGACUUAUCGUUCACACUAAAAGUUAAAAAUCUUUUUUUGCGCAACAGAAUAUUUUGUCAUCCAGAUGUUUGGAAAUAUCUGUUUGGUUUUAGAAAUACCUUCAGGACAGCAGUGAACAGGUUUCAGAGAUAGCUCGGUAUUCAGUUUGUGACUAGAAUGUAAUGGUAACACAUGAUAACAAACUCGGGCUGGUUUGUGCCAUGAUUAUGUGCGUUGAAACCUGACUCUUCAGACUACCGACAGACCUGAUCAAGCACUUUGUAUUCACAGGUGACAGGUUGUCUGAAUAACAGGCUUUUUUUUUUUCUUAGUCUUUCUUUCUUUCUUUGCAUUUUUAGACCAAGCUUCUUUAAUAGCAUUUUUAGCAAGGUGAAGUAAGUAUCAGCUUGAAGUACAGCAGCCACCUCAACAGUUAAACCACUACAGUGUGAAACUGCAUAUAUCCAUCCAUCCAUCCAGUCCACGUGUAUUCAGUCUCUUCCUUUAUUCCCGAUGGUUGUCUACGGCAGAUUCUUUUGCCCUUCUCCUCAAACGUUAACUGUAUGUUUCUUUAAAAGUGCCUUAGACACUAUAUAAGAACAUAAGUGGGCAAAGAUUUCAUUACAGAUGUGAAAAUGAAACCCCAGUGAGAUGAAACAGGUACACCAAGGAGAUACUCAACACUUACUCGUUUUUUCUUUUGUAUUUUUGCUGUGCUUCAUAUCAUAUCCGCUGUGUACCUCUGUGUUCAUAAUAACCUGUUUGGAUCAGUAUUCCUGUAUGAUUAACCACACGAGAAUCGGCAGCUGCGUUUCCCAAAAUGACGUUCGUACCGGGAUUUUUUUUCCCUCCUGUGACCGCUCACAGGUGAAGGUUUUAGUACUGAAGUUAUUUUGGGAAAUUGUGUGCAGCACGGGAUUUCCUUUGGUUGGAAGCUUUAUCAUCCACAAGUAACUCAUUUUUAUUUUAUUAUUAUUAUUAUCCAGCUGGCUGUUGACAACCAGGCAUUCAACUGCAAAUACUUCCAUCGUAUUAUUUCUUGUAUACCUGUAUUUCUAGACAGUAAUUUUUGUUUUGUUUGUUUUUGUAAAAGGAAAAUAAAGCAUAUUCAUUGUA
Messenger RNA from Dicentrarchus labrax (European seabass), 8989 nucleotides. RefSeq names its product myosin-10. Bases 221 to 6217 code for a protein of 1998 amino acids. The transcript is spliced from 45 exons. Gene Ontology annotation, cellular component: myosin complex. Gene Ontology annotation, molecular function: actin filament binding; cytoskeletal motor activity; ATP binding. The record is from RefSeq and is a predicted model, not a curated record. NCBI's taxonomy places the organism in Eukaryota, Metazoa, Chordata, Actinopteri, Moronidae.